Molecule: messenger RNA, 3818 nt
Organism: Hippocampus zosterae (dwarf seahorse)
Lineage: Eukaryota; Metazoa; Chordata; Actinopteri; Syngnathiformes; Syngnathidae
Gene: adam9b
Exons: 23
Coding region: 1094-3505 (803 amino acids)
Biological process (GO): proteolysis
Cellular component (GO): plasma membrane
Molecular function (GO): metalloendopeptidase activity
Source: RefSeq, a predicted model, not a curated record
GUGCAAAUGGGUGGUGGAGAGUCACACGUGGAUGCCGUCAUCGUGAAGCUGAUGUCAAAACACGGCAGGCAGAUGCGGGCAUCUGCUGUGAAAGUCCUUGCCGGCUCGGGAGGCUUUAAUUUGAGCGCAGCAACCAGAUGGUGGACAAGAGGAUUAGUGGGGGCUCUAAGCCUUUGUCAUCUGCUGCUCCACCACACACACCGAGGUUACAGACGGAGAUGGAUAGUAUUUGUUAGAUGCUACCUCAAAACAAAUUGCAACAAGAAGAUUCGUUCUCUGUGUCUUCAUUCCGCGUGUUGCGUCUUAUUGGAACUGAUAUCUGCUGGAAGAAAAUCUGGUAUGUACCAAAUGGGCAUUUGCUCAAGAAUACGGUGAAGGAAAUUUCAAUUUAUUUGACAACUGUAUACUGUAUAUAUGCAACCCCUGAUAUUGUUGGAUUUUUUUCGCCAUUUUGCACACUAUUUUUCUGUUAUUUCAUGUUUUGAAUAAGUUCAGGAACCUCACAUACUGUUGUGUACUUUUUUCUUUUUCCUUAUGAUAAAGAUUACUAUUGUUUUUUUAUUAAUGGAUAAGCGCAUAUUGCGGCAGCCGCCAUGAUGUCACUUCCGCUUGUGCCGCCGCAUAAGCGGAAAGGACGCGCCGAGAUCUCGUAUGUUGUCGCGACAUUUAAACACCGAAAUGAUAUUUUUUUACAUAAUCCAUUUCGAGUCCAUUAAUAUUGACUUUUUCAUAUUUCUAUUCUAAUUUCAAGAGAUUUUUCAACAAUAAUACAGUCAAUGGAAGAAAAAUACGCGCUUUAUCUAAUUAUAUGUGUAAUAAUUACUUCAUGCUAAUUCUUAACGCGUUGUUCUACCAUAUUCCUUCGACUAAAAAUAAGAGACUGAAAAUAUGACCACUUGUACGGUUUGAUGAAGAUGUAAUUUGCCAAAUCCAACAGAAGAAAAGUAUUCAAAGAAGUGAAAGGCGUGUCCAGCCACGCCCAUAAUGACGCACCUGUUCAAUAGAAGGAAGCCGAGGUUCGAAGCUCUGUUCAAUUAAAGUAAGACUCACUGAAAAUGUUUCUCUUGGCGUAGUUGGCACAUGUCGUGAGAACAUGAUCGAAGAAUACCACAUCGUCGCUGUUUUAUUGCUAUUUAGCAUUCCUGGAGUCGACAGCAAAGAGAUUAAUCAUGGGUUGAAACUUACUAAGUAUUCCAUUGUGCAACCUCGGCUGCUCCCCGAACAGAAAUCUGAGGAGUAUAAGUCGUAUAUCCUAAAAAUCGACAAUCGUCCUCACAUUCUUCACCUGAAGAGAAACAGAGACUUUUUACAUCCGGAUUUUGUUCGGAAUCAUUUUAAUUUGGCUGAUCAUCACACAGCUACACGUCCCAAAUCUGUGCAUUGUUUUUAUCACGGAGAGGUGGAAGGCGACGAGAAUUCGGUGGUUGCGCUCAGCACGUGCCACGGAUUGAGGGGCGUGAUCCUUUUAGCAAACGACAGCUAUGGACUGGAGCCCGUGCCGCUGUCCCCCACCAACGACCACCUUCUGUACCGACUAGCCGACGUUCGGACGGAAGCCGUCACCUGCGGCGUGGUCCUCGAGGACGCGGCCGCUCCCAAGCGUCAAGCCUUUGAGCCCGCGCAGGCCAUCUCUGCUCUGCUGCGGAAGAAACGCAAUUUACCUCAGACCAGAUACGUGGAGCUGGUCAUGGUUGUGGAUCAUCUCAGGUAUCAGUUCAAGCGAGGAAAUGAGACGGCCAUACUCGAGGAGAUGGUGGAAAUGGCCAACCUGCUGGAUGGGUAUUACAAGCAGCUGAACAUCCGCGUGGUGCUGGUGGGCCUGGAGAUUUUUAGCCAGGCCAACCCCUUCCAAGUGGACGACUCCGCCGGCAACGUGCUACGCGGCUUCGUCAAGUGGAGGAAGUCCCAACUCUUGCCCAAGAAGCGGCACGACAUCGCUCAACUCGUGGUCGGUCGGCCCAAUUCGUACCCGGGAGGCGUGCUGGGGAUGGCUUUCGUCGGCACGGCGUGCUCGGCCGCCACCUCCGGGGGAAUCAGCGUGUUUGGCGACGACGAGCUGAUCUACACCUCCAGCGUCGUGGCCCACGAGAUUGGUCACAACCUGGGCAUGACUCACGACGACAACCGCUGCAGCUGCGAUGGGGGAAGUUGCAUCAUGGCGGCCACUGCCAGCGGCGCCACGAGCUUCAGCCGCUGCAGCGGCGAAGAUUUCCAGGCGCUCGUCGUCAGCGGAAGAGGGGUGUGUCUGAUAAACCAGCCCUCCCUCUCGGACGUGGUCGGCGCCGCCGAGUGCGGCAACGGCUUGUUGGAAGAAGGCGAGGAGUGCGACUGCGGCACGCCCGAGGAAUGCCAGAAUAAAUGCUGUGACGCCGCCACUUGCAAACUCACCUCCGGCUCGGCUUGCGCUCAUGGGAGCUGCUGCAGUGACUGUCAGCUCCGAGUGGCCGGGACGCCCUGCAGGGGCUCGGUGGACGCGUGUGACCUUCCCGAGUUCUGCAACGGCACCGGCGCCUUCUGCCCCGACGACUUCUACAUCAUGGAUGGCCAGCCCUGUCGGGACGAGGCGGCGUACUGCUACGAGGGCCGAUGCCAGACGUACGACUCGCAGUGUCGAGCCCUCUUCGCACCAGAUCCGGCGACAAAGGCGGCAGAUGUUUGCUUUCUGCAUGCCAACAUGCAGGGAAACCUGUUCGGGAACUGCGGGAUCACCAGCACUGGAGAUCGCAUCAAAUGUGCUUUGGCGGACGCCAUGUGCGGGAAGGUGCAGUGCACCAACGUGGACGUCAACCGCCCGCCUCCGGGUGCGCAGGUCAGUAUCCAGAUCAUCAACGGGUCCACGUGCGUCAACGCCGACUUCAACUUGGGGCCGGAUGUGCUGGAUCCCGCCUACGUCAACCCCGGGAGUCCCUGCGCUGAAGGAAAAACCUGUCUGGAUUUCAAGUGCGUCAACGCCUCGUCCCUGCGGCCCGACUUGGACUGCGACGACGCUCGGACGUGCAACGGCCACGGGGUGUGCAACGACCAAGGGCACUGCCACUGCGACGACGGCUGGAGCCCGCCCAACUGCAACCGGGCGGGGAUGGGCGGCAGCAUUGACAGUGGCCCCCCCAAGAUAGACUACUCCCUCAGGGACGGCCUGUUGAUCUUCUUCCUCCUCGUCGUGCCGCUGCUUGUUCUUCUCAUCCUGGUGCUGCUGUUCCUCUUCCGGAGAGAUGCGCUCAAACCCUGCCUCAGACAAGUUGGCCGUUUCAGGCCACAUGACGGAAGCGCCAACGGACACUCGGACCGCAAUACUGAGACGCGUGCUACCUCUCGUAGGCCAACGGAAGCCCCCCCACAGACGCUUUCGUAUCCACCGGCUGCUUCAGCUCCAAUAUCAGGUUUCAGGUAUGGAGAGCUUGAUUACUGGAACACGGAUCCAAACACUACCUCUGCACGUCCCCAACCUCCCAGUCAAGGCCCUGGCGUCCCCAAAGCGAUUCCCGCCCCACAUCCACCAAACUAAAAUCAGUUUUGUUUUUUUGUGGUGGUAUAUUCUUCUGUUAUGCUGACGGUUAUUUACAGAAAAAAAAGCACUCUGAAGUCUUGAAACUGAUCACUCUAUCAUGGAAAAUGGCAUCAUGUUACUGGAAUAUUACUGCGAUGUAUGUUAUGGAAUCAGAUGUACUGUAUAUAUAUUUGUCUAUUUAACAAACAAUUUUAAUGAUUUUGUGAAUUAAAGGAAACUGCUAUUGUAAUAUGUGCUUGACAGUUGAGUCUUAAGUGAGAUGGGAAUAUGCGAGUGGCUGAUAUGGCUUUAAAAUGAAAUGUUAUAUAUA